This is a messenger RNA of Volvox carteri f. nagariensis, 279 nucleotides long. RefSeq lists its product as uncharacterized. The record is from RefSeq and is a predicted model, not a curated record. The annotation marks the transcript as partial. Gene Ontology annotation, molecular function: histone demethylase activity. Gene Ontology annotation, biological process: chromatin remodeling. Lineage: Eukaryota; Viridiplantae; Chlorophyta; Chlorophyceae; Chlamydomonadales; Volvocaceae. Gene Ontology annotation, cellular component: nucleus. The transcript has a single exon.
AUGAAGGCAGCGCAUGUAACGAGGCUCCUCCGCUCUCACCGCUUUCGUGCUGCCGUAUCCUCCUCUCUACCUCCCUCCCUACCUGCCCCCUUACCUACCUCUCUACCUAACCCCCGACCCACCUACCUACCUACCUACGUCAUACACGACCAGGGCGUUCCCAGCGCUCCGGUGUUCUACCCAACCCCAGAGGAGUUCGCGGACCCAGUGUCGUACAUCGCAAAGAUCAGGCCCGAGGCGGAGAAGUACGGCAUCUGCCGUGUCGUGCCGCCGGCGUCG